This is a messenger RNA of Octodon degus (degu), 4577 nucleotides long. It is a transcript of the gene Ntng1, whose product is annotated as netrin G1. The record is from RefSeq and is a predicted model, not a curated record. The transcript is spliced from 7 exons. The coding region runs from base 482 to 2104 and encodes 540 amino acids. Gene Ontology annotation, molecular function: cell-cell adhesion mediator activity. Lineage: Eukaryota; Metazoa; Chordata; Mammalia; Rodentia; Octodontidae.
UUGGUGCCAGAAGAACAGAAUGAUUGAUGGCAAACUGACAUCGGAACAUAAGACACUCAUCAUUUUGCAUCAGAUGCUGACCCCUCAGCGCAUCUGGAUGGCCGCUGUGAGCCGGGAACACUGAGGACCCCUCAGGCUUAUCAGAUGUACAGUGGGAAGGCCGUCACUUUGCUGCCCUGUCUGCUACUGGACAUCUUCAACAGAAACCAAACUAGACCUGAGUCUUCUAGAGGUGUUCUGGGAUGAAGAGAAACCUCCAAGUCGUUGAUGCCCGGCACGCAGGAUGUUAGGCUUUCACCCAAGUCCUCAGUAUUCCUGAGUAUGCGCAACAUCUAAAUCCCUCCCAUUGGUUUUGGAAUCUUUUUGAAAUCUCAUCUUCUCUCUCUAAGUAUAAAGACCUACCUGCAUAAACAGACACAUAUAUGUGUGUGUAAAAUAGACACAUUCCAGAUAAACCACGAAGAUAACGAAGAAUUUAGAGAUGUAUUUGUCAAGAUUCCUGUCCAUUCAUGCCCUUUGGGUUACAGUGUCCUCCGUAAUGCAGCCCUACCCUUUGGUGUGGGGACAUUACGAUGUGUGUAAAACUCAGAUUUACACAGAAGAAGGGAAAGUGUGGGAUUACAUGGCCUGUCAGCCAGAGUCCACGGACAUGACCAAAUACCUGAAGGUGAAGCUGGACCCUCCAGACAUCACCUGCGGAGACCCUCCGGAGUCGUUCUGUGCAAUGGGCAACCCCUACAUGUGCAAUAAUGAGUGUGAUGCGAGCACCCCCGAGCUGGCACACCCCCCCGAGCUGAUGUUUGAUUUUGAAGGAAGACACCCCUCCACCUUUUGGCAGUCUGCGACUUGGAAGGAGUACCCCAAGCCUCUCCAAGUUAACAUCACCCUCUCUUGGAGCAAAACCAUUGAGCUCACAGACAACAUAGUUAUUACUUUUGAGUCGGGGCGUCCAGACCAAAUGAUCCUGGAGAAAUCGCUUGAUUACGGACGCACAUGGCAACCCUAUCAGUAUUACGCCACGGAUUGCUUAGACGCUUUUCACAUGGAUCCCAAAUCCGUGAAGGAUUUAUCGCAACACACGGUCUUAGAAAUCAUUUGCACGGAAGAGUACUCCACGGGGUAUACAACAAAUAGCAAAAUCAUCCACUUUGAAAUCAAAGACAGGUUUGCAUUCUUUGCUGGACCUCGACUUCGGAAUAUGGCUUCUCUCUACGGUCAGCUGGAUACAACCAAGAAGCUCAGAGAUUUCUUUACAGUCACAGACCUGAGGAUAAGGCUGUUGAGACCCGCGGUGGGGGAAAUAUUUGUAGACGAGCUUCACCUGGCACGCUACUUUUAUGCCAUCUCAGACAUAAAGGUGCGGGGAAGGUGCAAGUGUAACCUGCACGCCACCGUGUGUGUGUACGACAACAGCAAACUGACUUGUGAGUGUGAGCACAACACCACGGGGCCGGACUGCGGGAAGUGCAAGAAGAACUACCAGGGCCGGCCUUGGAGCCCCGGCUCGUACCUCCCCAUCCCCAAGGGCACCGCCAACACUUGUAUUCCCAGUAUUUCCAGUAUUGGUAAUUGUGAAUGCUUCGGCCACUCCAAUCGGUGCAGUUAUAUCGAUCUGCUCAAUACAGUCAUUUGCGUGAGCUGUAAGCACAACACUAGAGGGCAGCACUGUGAGCUAUGCAGGCUGGGCUACUUCAGAAAUGCUUCCGCACAGCUGGACGAUGAGAAUGUGUGCAUAGAGUGUUAUUGUAACCCUUUGGGCUCAGUCCAUGACCGUUGUAAUGGCUCAGGAUUUUGUGAGUGUAAGACUGGAACCACAGGGCCUAAGUGUGAUGAGUGUCUGCCGGGCAAUUCCUGGCACUACGGCUGUCAACCGAACGUCUGCGACAACGAGCUGCUGCACUGCCAGAACGGAGGGACCUGCCACAACAACGUGCGCUGCGUGUGCCCGGCCGCCUACACCGGCAUCCUCUGCGAGAAGCCGCGCUGCGAGGAGGCGGGCAGCUGCGGCCCCGGCUCCCGGGCAGCGGCCCCGCGGGGCUCCCGGGCGGCGCCGGCGCUGCUGCUCACCGCGCUGCUGGGGACAGCCAGCCCCUGGGCCUUCUAGGCCUGGCCGUGGGGACGCACCACAAGGCAAGCCCUUGCUACCAACAGAGAAAACGCACCCACAGCGCCCCAACGCGCGGACCAACUAAGUGAGGAGGCCUGACUGAACUAAGCCAUAUCUAUCAGCCGUGGGCAGCUCAAGACUGCUGAGUUCUCCCCGCGGGGCAGUUGUCACUGCAGCCGCUGGCCAGCCAGGGGCUUGCUGUGGAUUGCAAAGGCCAUGACAGCCCCCACCCCACGGGAACGACGGACAACCAGACCAACAAAGCAACCUAAAAACUCUUGCUGCUCUAGCGCGGCGCGUCUCCUUGCAGCGCUGCCCGCCUGCGGACCAGCCAACCGGGAACAGUCUUUGCCGUCAGGUGCAUUGUGGGUAGAUGGAAACCUGUGCAAAGCUGCCGAAUCGGCCCGCUCCAGCCCCUGAGUCCCCUCCGACCUGUGCUCUAGUGAACGUUGCUCUGUAACCCCUGUUGGUUGAAAGGUUUCUUUGUCUGAUGUUAGUGAUGCACACGUGUGCCCCCUCCCCCAGCGCAAGCCAGUCACACCCCUGUACAUCCGCGCAGCACCAGUCACAGCGUGCUCACAUCCAUGUACCAGAGCGGCUAUGGGCAAGCAGAAAGUGUAUCUAUCCUUUUGUAUUCAAAUGAAGUUAUUUUUCUUGAAAUACUGUAAGAUGUAGAUUUUUUGUAUUAUUGCCAAUUUGUGUUACCAGACAAUCUGUUAACGUAUCUAAUUCAAAUCAACAAAGACUGACAUUUAAUUUUGUCCUCUUUUGUUCUGUUCCGUUUCAUUGUGCAGAGAUUUCUCUGUAAGGACAACGACCGUGCUGGCAUCAAAGAAAUAUCAGUUUACAUAUAUAACAAGUGUAAUAAGAUUCCACCAAAGGACAUUCUAAGUGUUUUCUUGUCGCUUUAACACUGGAAGAUUGAAAGAAUAAAAAUUCCUGCCUAAACGACUUCAGGAAUUUGUAUUGCAGUUUCUUAAGAUGAAAGAAGCAGCCACCAAGCAGUUUCACACUCACUUUACUGAUUCCCGUGUGGACUGAACACGCUCAACUGGAGAAUUUAGGUCCCAGGAAGAUGGAUUGAUGAUCGCUAGCUUGGACAACUUCUGCAAAACGUGGGACUGUUUCCACUUGGGAAAAACUAUAACAGACAAAAAGAAAAAAGAAAAAGAAAGAAAGGAAAAGAAAGAUCUAAGUGAUUUCCAAGACCAUGCCAAAGCCGGUGGGCAGAGCGCUAAGAGACUUAUUUUUGAGCCUGCUAUAUUCACAGAGCGAUGGCGACCGCGCGGCUCUAGGGAUGCUAAUCUAUGUAUCUUUCCAAAUACAGUGUUUACAUGGAGGAUCGUAAGAGGCCACCUGGGGAACCAGGACAGCAACAGGGAAAUUGAGUGAUUAGCAAUUUGACUUUGAAUAUAUUCAGACUAAGUAUUUAAAUGAAAUAUCAAAAUAUACAGCAGCAAGUAGACAUAACUGCUGUUCCUGAGAAUAAAGUUUGUUUUAAGUACUGCCCAAGGUGUAAUAAAUUCUUGCUUCUGCCUUUUACUAGGCCAAUUACUGUACAAAACAGCAAGGGGAGGAGGGUGCGGGAAAAAUGGCCAAGUUUCCAAGAGACUGCAUCAGUAUAUACUCCUUCCCAGCACACUGUUGUCGUGCAGGUUACAGAUGUGUUAGCGGCAGCAACUCCUGGAAUCAAAAACAAUUAUCAGUCCGAGCCAGAGUCGUAAGGACAGUGAUGACCUGGCAGAGCAAUAACCUGUGCUAGUGUUAGACAGAAGCCUGGUCCUAGCCUGAAUUCGUCACCCUGCCGCCACUCCUCGCAGGGGCAGGGGGCACCUGCCUUCUGAUAAAUAACCUGAGUCAAAACUAGAUGAAGGAACAGCAUGUCUUAUUGGUUUUGUUCCCAGAAAAGCCAAUUCAAAGAAGGCAAUAAAAGGUAAACAGGUGAUGUCUGCACUGCCUGCGCCCCACUUCUGAGUCGAUUGAAUGUUUGUUAUUCAAACCGACAGUCUCUUUUGAAAUCAGAAAUAAAAUUUGAGCUUUGGCUGGCUUAGUGCCAGAGUGACCAGCCAUAAAUUGGAGAUUUGUAUUAGGAAGAUGAACAUAAAAUUAUAUUUCAAGCUCACCAAAGAAUGCCCAUGAAAAUUCUGGUAGCAGAGCUUUUCCGAGGACUUACAAUGAGGUAGAUUCCCAAUACGAAAACGGGAGUUUCAGGUGUCUUAGAGUUGAUUAGCACAAACCAAAGGCAGACUGUGUGAGAUUUCUGGCAACGACGCACUUUAUCACGAUCUGCUGACGGCUUGGUCCCCAUGCUCAGGAAUGCGACGCUGCACAGUUCAAUACGUGGGAUUCCCAAGGCUAACUAAAACAUAACGACGGCCUGGCCUAUUCAUCUGCGUUUUCUCUUUAUGAGGCUACACGAAUCUAAAUUGAUGAGAGGUAUCUUGCAUUCGGUGUAUUUAGAUAUAGUUUU